This is a messenger RNA of Aspergillus melleus, 1182 nucleotides long. RefSeq names its product NAD(P)/FAD-dependent oxidoreductase. Bases 1 to 1182 code for a protein of 393 amino acids. The record is from RefSeq and is a predicted model, not a curated record. Gene Ontology annotation, cellular component: cytoplasm. NCBI's taxonomy places the organism in Eukaryota, Fungi, Ascomycota, Eurotiomycetes, Eurotiales, Aspergillaceae. The transcript is spliced from 7 exons. Gene Ontology annotation, molecular function: flavin adenine dinucleotide binding; electron-transferring-flavoprotein dehydrogenase activity.
AUGGCCAGUACACUACGCAAUAUCAUUGUGGUGGGAGGCUCAUACGUGGGCAAGACUACCGCCCAAGAGUUGGCCCGCGUGGUUCCGGAGACACAUCGGGUCCUGUUGAUCGAGCCCCACAGCCAUUUUCACCAUCUCUUCACCUUCCCCCGUUUUGCUGUCAUUCCUGGCCAAGAGCAUAAAGCUUUUAUUCCAUAUACUGGCCUCUUUGCUCGUUCGAGUCAGCAUGCCGUGAUCCAGGCCCGUGCACUUUCUGUUCAGCCCCAACGGGUCCUCCUCGAUCGCGCAUGGCAGGGAUCAUGCUCUAUCUCCUUUGAAUAUCUUGUUGUGGCGACGGGAACCCGCCUUGCGCAACCGGCCGGUAUGAAGCACGACGACAAGCUGUCAUCCGUGUCAUACUUGCAGAAGCACCAGGCCGAUGUUCAACGGUCCCGGUCCAUCCUCAUUGUGGGCGGCGGGGCUGUCGGGGUGCAGAUGGCGACGGAUCUGAAGGAACGAUUUCCGGAGAAAGAGGUCACUGUGGUACAUUCACGUGGACAGUUAAUGCCAGGCUUCCAUGAACAGCUGCACGCUCUCGUCAAAGAGCGAUUUGACGAUCAGGGUGUCCGACUUGUGACGGGCUCGCGGGUCAUAGUACCAGAGGGCGGCUUCCAAAACGAUGGACAUCCAUUCAAUGUCGAGCUCACCGACGGAUCGAGAAUUUCCACCGAGUUUGUCAUCCUGGCUACCGGUCAAACGCCCAACAACCACCUGGUCAAGGAUCUUGUCCCGUCAGUUCCUGAGCCUAUGAUAAAUCCUGGCAACGGUUUCAUUCGGAUUCGGCCGACGAUGCAAUUCCAAGAUCCCCAAUACUCCAACCUCUUCGCCGUCGGCGAUAUUGCAGACACAGGGCUGCGCAAGGCGGCCCGUCCCGGUUCGGCACAGGCAGCGGUCGUCGCGCAGAACAUCCAGGCGAUGAUCGAGGGUCGCAGCCCGGAAGAAACAUUCCCGCGAAUGCCGGCAGCAAUUCACCUAACCCUGGGCAUGAAAUACAAUGUCAUUUUUCGAAACCCAAACGAGGCCGAAGGACAGACUGAACCGACGAUUUUCAAAAAGGAUGACGGUCAAGAGGAUAUGAACGUGGAGGGAUUCUGGCAGAGAUUGGGGGUAGAAGUCCGCACUCCCAAGCACUACCAUCUGUGA